Eimeria necatrix is the source of this 4335-nucleotide messenger RNA. RefSeq lists its product as hypothetical. The transcript has 10 exons. Bases 1 to 4335 code for a protein of 1444 amino acids. The record is from RefSeq and is a predicted model, not a curated record. NCBI's taxonomy places the organism in Eukaryota, Apicomplexa, Conoidasida, Eucoccidiorida, Eimeriidae.
AUGAGGUCCUUUUUCAGUGGCCGGUCCCCACGGCUCCGCUCGAGCAAUGCCUGGGACAUGCUCAGUGGGGCCCGCCGUGGCAUAUCGGAGGCCCGCCUUCCCAACGCUGAUGGGGCCCCUAAGCGCCCCACAGAGAGCUCUGAGAGGCCUCAUGGGGCCUCCAGGGACCCCGUAUCUGCCCGCGGCGCCAACGCCGCAGAAGACUGCCUGGACGCCCACCGCGCGUUUGGGGCGCUGUUUGAAGAGGAACGCGUGCCUGUCGACGAGUUUGGGAGCCCCUCUUAUAGGCCACCAGUAAACGUACAGAUUCAGAGGGGAGGGGGCCCUCCAGGCUCGCGGGGGCCCCCAGGGUCACCAUCUCCCGGCAGCACGCGGAUGUUUGGGAAGUCCCGUUUCAACGUCAAGGGCCUCAAAGACAAUGAGUCCCUUUACCAGCCUUCGCUGUGGCAGCAGCUGCUGAAGCAAGAGCAAGACAAGCGCAUGCAAAGGCACGCGCGCGCCGCUAAGCGUACAGUGCAGGUCUUGGGCUCCAAGGCAGCACCGAAGGUCAUUCAAAGCCCCAGCCCCGCGAGCCCCCACAGGAUGCUGCCCGAAGCAGCUGCAGCCCCAGACGAUGGGGCUUCUGGCCCCCGAGGCCUCCCCCAGGCAGCGAGAACUGGGGGGGGUCUCCACUCCCCCAGAGCCCCCAGCGAAGUCCACGAGGCUACAGCGCCACGCCCGCCUCCAGACUGGCGGGACCUGUCGGACCUGCAGCAAAGUGUCGAGCUGCAUGCACGGAUAAGGCCAGCAGAGCUGCCGGGGAGCAGCAUGCAUGGCAGGGGGCCCCAGGGGGCAACUGGGGCCCCGGAGGCACUUGUCGCUGAGCCAUACGAUGGCCCCCCCCUGCCUCCCGAUCCACUCUCUGAGGACCCUGGGCUUGCUGCUGCUUCCGCUGAGCAGCCCGUGGCAGCGGAGGGAACAGAAGAGGCAGAGCUAAUUGAGACUGAAAGCCCCGUGGCCAAAGCUGCGCAUGCAGCGCGCAUGCCGCGAGGUCUUUGGGAAAAACUUUCUCCCCAGCACCUGCACACGCAGCAGCGGCUGAUGAGAGCCAAGGGCCCCGAGGCCAUCCUGGAGGCGAUUGCUGCAGCAGGAGAGGCUGUGGGGGGAACGGCCGCUGCAGAGCCUCCCUCGACGGAGAAGGCUGCUGUUCCUGCUGCUGCUGCUGCUCCUGCUGCUGCUGCUGCUGAAGCUACACGACUGCACCUGGCGCAGCACUUCGGGCUCGACCCUGUGAACGCAGUGACUGCUGUGCACCGUCUGGGGCGCCUCGUGAGCCCCUACACGCGAAGCUCCGUAGUUUCUGACCGCCGCUUUCUGCUGCUGCUGGAGGCAGCGCAUGCAGCGCUGCCGCUGCUGGACCCCCAGGGGGCCUCGAACAUGCUGUGGGGCCUCAUGCGCCUGGAGCACCCCCCUCAGUGGCUGCCUCAGUUGUUAGCUCGCUGCGGGGCUCUGGCUCCAGAACUUUCUCCCCACCAAGUGGCCACUUGCCUGUACUGCCUCAGCAUGCUGCCGGCCUGUGCCUCUCUGGCUGAGGGGAGGGCCCUGCACGGGGCCCUUCUUGAGGCUGUGCAGCGAGUGACUCCCCACAUCCAGCGCCCCCUGGACCUCACCUGCGUCUGCUGCGCCUUGGCCCGGCUGCGCGUGAGAGACUUCGGCCUUUUUGGGGGCCUCGCAGCACGGGCCAAGGCCCUGCUGCCGCAGCUGUCAGUUUCCGAGCUGGCCUCCGUCUCGUGGGCCUUUGCCGCCGUGGGCGUGGCGGACAAGGGGCUCUUUGCGGCGGUGCAGCGCAGGCUCGAGACGGAGGCUGAGCUCUGCGCCCCGGGGGAUGUUGUGCAGCUGGCCUGGGCCUUAGCGCGGACGCUGGAGGACUCAAAGGACUUGUUCGACUACACUCUAACCCCCAUCAUUAGGGGGGCCCUCCCUCAAUUAAAUGCCCGCCAGCUCUCAACGAUCGCCUCGGCCUACGCCCAGGCAGGGGUGCAAGACGAAGAGCUUUUGGCUGACUUGAGUGUGACGAUGCUGCCGCACUUGAGCGCCUUCAGCCCUCAGCAGCUCGCAACCACCGCGGUGGCCUUCGCAGUUCUGGGGUACUCCAACGCGGAGUUCAUGAAAGUCUUGGCUGAAAAGGUCGUCAGCCAGUUGCCUUCAUUUUCUCCAAAGCAGCUCUCACGCACAGUUUACGGCUUGGGCGUUGGGGGGUGUACAGACACUCGAGCUCUCGACAGCUGCUGCAGCAUGCUGCAGCAGCGUUUGCAUGCGCUGCCUCCAGAAGGGGUGGCGCAGGCCCUCAUAGGGCUCUCUGAAGCGGAGUACCUAUCACACCCGGCGGUGCCUCAGCUCCUGCGCGCCGUUGGACGGAAGGUGGAACGGCUUUUUGCGGAAGACUGCGUGCAGCUGCUGCUGCUGCUGAGCAAGGUCGACUGCGCUGCUCGUCCUCCCCAGCUCCAGCAGCAGCUGCAGCACCAGCUGCAGAUCAAACUGCGCAGCCACUGGUGCCUGGACUGCGCGAGCCUGUGCGACCUGCUGCAUGCGCUGCUGUUGCUGCGGCUGCCGGACCCACAGCUGCUGCAGCUGGCCAUGCGCCGGCUAGCCUACUUGCUGGGGCGCGCCUCUACCCGGGAGUUUCUGCGCCUUUUAGGGUGCUUUGCAGCCCUGCGGGCAGAAGAAAGGCUGCUAAUCCGCACGCACAUCCACAGACGCCUCAAGGUGCAGGCUGCCCUCUCUGCGCAGCUCCAACGGCUUGCAGGCAUGACAAUCGAUCCCGACUCCACCGCAGCGCUGCUGUUUGCCUGCGCGCAGAUUGGAUUCGUAGACGACGCUUUCAUCAAAAUGGCUGAGGGCCUGCAACACAAGAUAGAAACAGAAGGAGAGGCCUUGGCGCUGCCUUCUCUUUGCCACUUUCUUUGGGCCACUACGGAGACCCACUUCAGUCUUGGCUGGACUCGGAGCGUGCUGCGCUACGUGCUGACCCGGCGCUAUGGAGCAAAGGACCCCCCUGCAGCAGCUGCUGCACCAGAGGAUUCCCCAGAAGCAGCAGGCGCUGCACCUGGGGAAUCAUCCGUUUCAUUUCUGGCUGCAGAAGAGAGAGAGGCAUUCUGCGAAGCCCACCAGCUCGGGAGGUACAGGGGGGGCGAGACCUUGCCGCCUGGCCUCGACAAGGGGGUUCUGCAGAACACAGCAGACGCGGGGGACGAUCACCCGCACGCCUCAGCGCUUGCUGAGAGUCUCUUGAGGCUGGCGUUUGCCUGCGUCUCCCUUGGAGAAGAAGACUACUUGCUGCCUCUACUGGAGGAAGCCGCAAGUCUCUACGGACCUCGGCUGCCUCUGGAUCUGCUCCCGGCGCAGCAGGUUUGUCUCCAUGUCUCUCGGUUUGCUGGGCCUUCGUUAGGGGGCCAGCCCUCAAAACAGCUGAAGGGGUGGCUGCAGUCGGUUUUGGGGGCCCCCCGGUACGACGUGUUCCACAAGGGGAGUCACCAGAGCAAGUAUGGCCCCGGAACGUCUCGGCUGCGCGUCAAGGACUACAACUAUGACGCUUGGCUCUCUGAGCCCCUCAUACAGAUGAGGAUACCUCACAAGGUCACUUUCGUGUUGGAAGAUAUCUACAGAGUCAGUGUGGCGUUCCCAAUCGAAAAGCAUCUCAUUGACGACCUUCUGGCGCCAUCUAAUAAGCCUACGGCCACCGCAGAGUUGCGCCAGCGCCAGCUCACUUUUCUGGGCUGGACUGUGCACUCUGUGCACCUGAGAGCCCUGUACUCUGCAGUCCUCGACCGCAACCUGAGGAGCUUUGUUGCACACAUUGCAGCUGCUUGCUGCCCGCAAGCCGCGGAGUUCGCCAAUUUCACAAAUCCUAGCCAGCAGCAGCAGCAGCAGCAGCAGCCCCCUGCAGCUGCCGAGGAUCUGAUCUCGUCUGUGAGCUCGCUGCUGGGCACGGACACCCUUGAGCACUUGCCGUCGCUGCAGAGUAGAAGGUUUGAAGCCUUCGAACUCGACGACGAUGAUCUCGGAGAAAAUGGCACUAACGGCCACCCCCGGCGGCUCCGGAUUCCCCGGGGCCGCAAGACUGUGGCUGAAGGAACUUCUAAGGAGGUUGUCAGUGGGAGAAGCAUAUCUCCGGAUGAGCCCCUGAGCCCUGAUGGCGCGGAGUGGGCCGGGGCGGGCCCUGGGGGAGCAGCAGCAGCUGCAGCUUCUUCUGUUGACUCUAAGCAGGCCCAAGAAGCCCUUGAUGCAGAUGCUCAAGUUGCUUUUGAGGCUCUCGAGUCUCUCAAGCAGGCGUACGGCAACGCAGGCAGCCGAUGA